GUAUUUCAUUUAUAAAACUUCGAUGUACACGUGCUUUUUAGGAAAUUGUGACUAUUAUUAUCUACUUGCAUUUACAUUAACUCUGGGUAGGUUUUAGGUAUUCGAGAAAGACACCAUUAAAAUAAUGGCAGAAGAGCCAGGAGCAACUUUAGAUAGCCAAUUUUGUGAAUUCGCUAAAUUCGGUGACAAUAAUCGCGAUGGAUCUACCAUCACCUUGUAUAGAUCUGAUUACUGGAUGAGACAAGCUAAAUUAAUAGACGACAGAAAACUAACUAUGACAGACACUGGAAUAACUUUUUAUAAAUUCAGUAAAUCGGAACUCAAUUGGGAAGAAUGGAAAACAUUUUUGGAUAACUUAAUCGAGUUGAAGGGUUUGGACGGGGAGGAAAUAAAGGAAAUACUGACCAACUGCGGCUUGCCAGGUCAAUCACCGGUCGUGGUGCCGCAGUAUAGAGACUUCUUCCUAACAUACAAACCCAAGGAAAAGGGCUUGAUUUUGGGCUGAAAUGUGGUGGCUAAUAAAU
Molecule: messenger RNA, 524 nt
Organism: Aricia agestis (brown argus)
Lineage: Eukaryota; Metazoa; Arthropoda; Insecta; Lepidoptera; Lycaenidae
Product: tubulin polymerization-promoting protein homolog
Exons: 3
Coding region: 125-505 (126 amino acids)
Biological process (GO): microtubule polymerization
Molecular function (GO): tubulin binding
Source: RefSeq, a predicted model, not a curated record